Messenger RNA from Symbiodinium sp. CCMP2592, 930 nucleotides. NCBI's taxonomy places the organism in Eukaryota, Dinophyceae, Suessiales, Symbiodiniaceae. The record is from the annotation of a GenBank genome assembly.
AUGGGCAAAUGUGCCCACACCUGCAUGUGCAUUCCUUCUGAAGCGAGGAAGGCUGGCAAGCUUUGGGUCUUUGUCGACGACCAGUUGGUCUGGGAGCACGUGACUCCGAGGCAGUGGUCGAGCGGUGCGACAGCAUCGGGGGCGGCGAAUUGGCAAUACGCCUCCACCGGCAUGGACGACAAGACGACUGCGGUGCAGAGCGUCCAAAUCCGUCCGUUCCAACAGGGCCUGAUUUGGGGAGUUCAGUUGGAGCAGGAGAUGGGCCUCAUCAAGGUCCUUUGGAUUGAAUCCGGCCGCUUCGCUUUCAACAUGGACCAGUCCGGCUACUCUGCGGCAGAUGGAGUCGUUGUGCGCGACGUCGUUCACUGCAGGUUCAGCGAGGAGGGAAUGCUCGAAUAUACUCCAGGCCCCAAACCUUGGAGACUGAUCCUCAACCCAGAGCCUUGCGACACAAGCCGUUCAGGAACGGCAUGCGCUGAGGUGAAGCAAGCGAAGUGCCCCAUCAUCGGCGGUGACAGUCAGUACUUGUUCCUUUCCGAGUGUCCGGAACUGUCGCAGUGUUUGCGUGAUGUGAUCGAUAAUGUUGACGGUUUAGGUAACACCGGAUGGUGUCUCACUGCGACUGGCGAUGUGCACGCCAAUACUCAAACUUGGCAAAACUGUGUUGAAACCAUCCCAGGAUAUGAGGAACGGUGCAACCCCUACCGGCCUCCAAGUGCGUUGCUUCAGGGAUAUGAGCUUGUCAUGCUGGAGCCUGAUACUCCAAGCCACGCAACCUAUGGAAGGUGCCCAUGCAAGAAAGAGAACUUGCGUAAGGGCUAUGCUAUGCUGCUUGGUUUGAUUGCGGCUCCUAGUCCCGGAGCCGCGGACUCGAAGAUGUCGGAGCUAUGCUUAGCUUUUGUACAGCUUACAUAUACGAACGUUUUCUAA